Molecule: messenger RNA, 981 nt
Organism: Cetraspora pellucida
Lineage: Eukaryota; Fungi; Glomeromycota; Glomeromycetes; Diversisporales; Gigasporaceae
Source: the annotation of a GenBank genome assembly
AUGAAUGCUGACGAAAUUAUACAACUAAAGAAGUCGUUGGCGAAGGCGCUUGAUGGUGGAAUGACUAGUAAUGUCCUUGACAUAUUGAAUAGGCUCAAGGAUAACACUCCUACGAAAGAAGUUUUAAAGAAAACAGAAAUCGGUCUGAUUAUUGGAAAGCAACGUUUACAUCCAAAUCCCGAAGUAGCAAAGCUUGCGAAAGAAAUUGUAAAGAAAUGGAGAGAUGCAGUUAGUCCAUCUAAGGCUAAUAAUGCACCUAAUGGUUCUACAAAAUCAGCUGUUCCGGAGAGUAAAGCUGAUACGGUAAACAACGCUACACCUGGGCAAAGUCCGAUGGUUAAUGGAAAAAAAAUCAAAAGAGAGAACACACAAGAUUCUUUGUCCUCAUCAUCAUCUGAUAUACCAACAUCAAUUGAUUCUGAAAAACGAGAACGUAGUUUUGAUCGUGAUCGCCCUCCUUAUAAAAGUACAAACAAUUCUGCGAGAGAUAAAUGUGUAAAGAUGCUAUACGAUUCAAUGGUAUUCGAUUCAUACGCCGAUUCUGAUAUUAUUCUUUUGCGAGCUAUCACCAUUGAAAAAACAGUUUUUGAUCAAUUUGGGAGACAAGUAAUCGACAAAUAUCGAGAUAAGUUACGUGGACUUAUUUCAAAUCUUAGAGACAAAAAGAACCCAGGCCUUAGGAAACGUAUUGUUGAUGGCGAGUUACAGGCUGAAGACUUUUGUACUAUGUCUAAGGAAGAUAUGGCAUCAGAAGAGAAAAAAGCCAGAGACAAUGAAAUUCGGCAAGAAAAUCUUUUCAAGGCACUUGGUGCUGGGCCAACACAAGCUGAAACUGAUAUGUUUCUCUGUGGAAAAUGUCGUAACCGCAAGUGCACUUAUUACCAGAUGCAGACUAGAAGCGCCGAUGAACCUAUGACAACCUUUGUUACUUGUACAGUCUGUAACAAUCGUUGGAAGGAAAAACUUUCUAAAGUUUGUUAA